Molecule: messenger RNA, 879 nt
Organism: Symbiodinium necroappetens
Lineage: Eukaryota; Dinophyceae; Suessiales; Symbiodiniaceae
Source: the annotation of a GenBank genome assembly
AUGGGCCAGACCUGCUGCGUAGCCGAGACGCCUCGCGACGAGGAUGCAUCAGCUGUACAGCCGAGCGCUACGGAUUAUCAAUCAGUCUUGCCUGACGGUGAUCCUCAGUCGACCUGCGUCACUGCCGAGGACGUUCCGAGACUUUUGGACGCCCCUCGCAGGGCCAUUGUGGCCACGGCCGCUGCAGCGGACCUGUGCAAUGGUAAGGAUCCUGCAGGACAAACUGGACCAAAGAAGAUGGUGAUGUUGCUGCAGGAAGCGGAGCACCUCGUUGAUGGAGGUCUGGAUGAGUGGCUUCGGGACUGGUGCACAGACGAGGUACUCCGCAUGUUCCUGGGUGCCUCCUCCAAGGAGUCGGCAGUGAAAUCUUUGGCGGCCGCUUUGAACUGGAGACGGCGAUACAAGGAUGUCCUGACUGGCCUGCGGAUCUUUAUGUCCAUGCACCAUCAGCCGUCAAAGUCGAACAGCAUCAGCACAGCUGAGCACCUGGCUGUGGUGCUGGAGGCCGCGGUCUGCUCAGCGAAAGGAACCCCGCGAAGCUUCGAUGUGGUUUGUGAUUGCCGUGGGUUCCAGCUUUCCAAAAAUCUAGAUCCUCGACCUGCAGUUUCGGCGAUGGAGAUGCUGAAGCAUGCGUACCGUGGACGGAUGCGUCGGGCAUUCUUGGUUGGAGCUCCAGCGGCGUUCGGUGGCUUUUGGAAGCUCUUGAAAGGGCUGCUGCCAAAGCCGACCCAGGACAAGAUCCAGUUCAUCGCCUUGAAAGAGGCUGGCGAUGUUCUCCAGGGCUCUUGCGGCCAUGCUGCUGCGCACGUGGUCACAACACUGCUGGCCUCCGACCAGGACUCAACGUCGUGGAGGUUUCCGAGCGAGCUUGCUGAUUGA